Messenger RNA from Haplochromis burtoni (Burton's mouthbrooder), 1305 nucleotides. Its product is annotated as Fc receptor-like B. NCBI's taxonomy places the organism in Eukaryota, Metazoa, Chordata, Actinopteri, Cichliformes, Cichlidae. The record is from RefSeq and is a predicted model, not a curated record. Gene Ontology annotation, molecular function: transmembrane signaling receptor activity. Gene Ontology annotation, biological process: cell surface receptor signaling pathway.
AGAACCCAGUCAUCCUGCAGAUUCCUGCUGCCCCUGUGGUGGAGGGAGAUAACAUCACUCUGCUCUGUAGAACAAAGAAUCCCUCCAACAAAUCAGCUGAUUUCUAUAAAGAUGGUAUCUUCAUCAAAAAUGAAAAUACACGUCGCAUGACCAUCUACCAAGCAUCAAAGGCUCAUCAAGGUUCCUACAAAUGCAGCAUUGGUGGUCGUGAUUCACCAUCCAGCUGGCUGCUGAUACAAGAUGAUGCUGACCCCCCAACUCUCACACCAUCUCCCAACACAGCUCAGCUGUUUGAGUAUAAGAACCUGAACCUGAACUGUGGUGUUCAAGGAUGGACAGUAAAGAGGUUCACAACAUUUGCUGAAGACCUGUCCAGUUGUCAAGCAUGGGGGCAAGUCGUUUCCCAUGGCUGCGUCCUCCAUACAACCAAGCAGCCUGACAGCGCGGUUUAUUGGUGCGAGUCUCCUACACAGCAGCGGAGCAACUCAGUCAACAUCACUGUUCAUGGUCGAGAUACUCCGGUAAUCCUGCAGAGUCCCGUCCUCCCCAUGAUGAAGGGAGAUAAUGUUACUCUGUUCUGUGAAACAAAGAACACUCAGUCCACCCUCCCAGCAACUUUCUACAAAGAUAACUCUAUUGUUGGUACUGAGCCUAGAGGUCACAUGAUCAUCUAUAAUGUCACCAAGUCUCAUGAAGGCAUCUACAAGUGUAACAUGAGUGUGGGAGAGUCUCCAUCCAGCUGGCUGUUCAUCAUAGAUCCUGAUGCUCCCGCCUCACAUUCAGAUUCAGACAAAAACCUGUCUUCUCUGGGAAUGCUGCGCCACAUCUUGGUGUACUUUCCAUAUAUAAUCUCUACAUUCCUCAUGGUCUCUAUAUAUCGUGGGUCUACAGGAAGAAACUCACAUCAAAGAACAAUGUCUCCACCCACUGAGGAAGAUGAAGACCAUCCGUAUGAUGAUGCUAUGGCUGAUGUCACCACUGAGCAUAGUUUCUAAUAAAAUCUUUGUCAUGUUGUUUCCUAAACUUUUUGCACUUUUCAGAACGAAAUACUUGUUUCAUGUAAAUGUUUUUCUGGUUUACAUUUUGUUUUCAAUGUUUUUUUUAUAUAAAUAAAGAUUAAAAGCUAUUUUUACAGCUGACUGGUAUUCUUUAAAAGCAUUGUCCUGACAGCAGGAAUUGCGAACGAAAUGGCUCUUAGAGCCGGAUCUUUGACGUGAACAACGUGAGCCGGCUCCUUAUGUUAAUGCUAGAAGUGUGUUUUGGAGUUUGUACAUGCUUUGUGUCUAGGUGGCCACCGCAUAUAUU